Molecule: messenger RNA, 1290 nt
Organism: Mangifera indica (mango)
Lineage: Eukaryota; Viridiplantae; Streptophyta; Magnoliopsida; Sapindales; Anacardiaceae
Product: probable glycosyltransferase At5g25310
Exons: 1
Coding region: 101-1153 (350 amino acids)
Molecular function (GO): glycosyltransferase activity
Source: RefSeq, a predicted model, not a curated record
ACAAAAACCAUUUCUGUUUCUUUAAGCUCUAGCAACCACACCGACUCCAUUCCUUCUAUUUACUCGCCCUCCUCUACUUCUCUUCAUUUCACUGCAAAAAAUGUCUCCGACUUACUUCUCCCUCUUCAUCGCCCUUUUUCUCUCAUUUUCCCUCCCUCUCCAUUCCACAACUCCAUACGUCUCACCCAACACACUUUUCCCAAAUUACCAAAACAUGCUCAAAUCUUUCAAAGUCUUUACUUACACCGCUCCCGAACCACUAAUCUUCUCCACAACACCCGAGUCCCUCUUCUUCUCUUCUCUCCAAAAUAGUCCUUUCAUCACUCAAGACCCAGAACAAGCCCACCUCUUCUUCGUCCCCUUCUCAUCCCACCGCUCCACGCGUUCUCUCGGGCGUCUCAUCUCUCGUCUUCGAAACGACUUCCCGUUUUGGAAUCGCACUCUUGGCGCCGACCAUUUUUACAUCUCGUGUCAAGGUUUGAGCUUCAACUCGGACAGAAAUAUCCUCGAGUUGAAGAAAAACUCGGUUCAGAUCUCGUGCUUUCCCACACUGCGAACCGAGUUUGUCCCACAUAAGGAUAUCACCUUGCCCCCAUUCGCGGAUCUUCACAGGUUAAACGCGCCAACCAACAAGACAAAACUGCAUCUGGGUUUUGUUAGGUUCGGCGCGGUUGAAGAGUCAAGUUUGAUCACUGAACUACUUGAUGAUCCUGACUUUUACGUGGAAUCUGGGCCGUCGGAUGAACUGACUUAUCAGGAGAGGUUAGAAAAUAGUAAGUUUUGUCUGUUCGAGUACGGAAAGGGGGACAUUUCCGGGAUUAGUGAUGCGAUGCGUUUCGGAUGCGUGCCUGUGGUGAUGACUGACCGUCCGAUUCAGGAUUUGCCGCUGUUGGACGUGCUGAGGUGGCAAGAGAUCGCAGUGUUUGUUGGGUGGAAUGAAGAUAAAGGAGUGAAGGUCAAUUCACUGAAGAAGUUUUUGUAUCGCACGUGGAGGAAUGAACAGUACGAGGAGGUGAGUCGAUUCUGUGUGAUGGCAGGUCGGCAUUUUGUGUGGAAUGAGGAACCGCAGCCGUACGAUGCAUUUCAUAUGGUGAUGUAUCAGCUGUGGUUGAGGCGCCACGUCAUUAGAUACGCGCGUAGAGAAGUGGCGUAAGGAAUAUCUGUCUUGUGGAAUAAAUUUUUUGUCGACGACUUUGUACUGUAAGAUCACUGUUUUUAGAAAUAAUUUGGUUCCUGAAAAUAUGAAAGAAAAAUGAAAAUCAUAAUAAGUUGCAUGGAUUUGCCUCGGAA